Mesocricetus auratus (golden hamster) is the source of this 5910-nucleotide messenger RNA. RefSeq names its product cholinergic receptor muscarinic 2 (gene Chrm2). Lineage: Eukaryota; Metazoa; Chordata; Mammalia; Rodentia; Cricetidae. The record is from RefSeq and is a predicted model, not a curated record. Gene Ontology annotation, cellular component: dendrite; plasma membrane; synapse. Gene Ontology annotation, molecular function: G protein-coupled acetylcholine receptor activity; G protein-coupled serotonin receptor activity. Bases 699 to 2099 code for a protein of 466 amino acids. Gene Ontology annotation, biological process: adenylate cyclase-inhibiting G protein-coupled acetylcholine receptor signaling pathway; regulation of heart contraction; regulation of smooth muscle contraction. The transcript has 3 exons.
GAGAAAGCUGUCAUAUUUGCUCCGAAGAACCGCCAAAUCAGAGCGCAGAGGAAAUUUCAUUGGCGGAGCCCCUUCAACAGCAACUAAUCCUGUCAGAUCGAAAGAAAAUUGUAAAUGUUCUCUUCCAGAAACUGUCCGCCCAUUGCAGCUAAUCGAACAGAUACGCACAAAUAGAGACACCUCUCGCCCUGCUGCUAUGCACAGCGGGUGAGGGCGCAGAGACCCGUUCUAGGGAGCAGGCACGCGGGGGCACCGACACACACACUCCACUCGCACACACGCACACGCGCACACGCGCACACCAGCCUGCGGGCUUGGCCAGAGCCUGAAGUCGCAGAUCCUACUAGGAAAUCGCCAGAGGCGCUGGGAGAAGUGGAAGAGCGCAGCUCGCAGACUCUAAUUACUACUUCCCGGCACUCGGGUGAAGAAAUGAAGCCCACACAGCUGCUCGCCAUAUCCAGGUCUCCUUUCUAUUUCGGUGUCCACAGUCAUCUCCCUGAAAGCCAGAUCCAGGGAGAAGGCGAGCGGGCAGUCAGCUGCGGACUCUAAGCUGUGCUGCUGGCGCCGCCUGAGCGGGUCCAACUUGAGCCCGCCAAAGGUUCCUCGCUCCGGCCAGACUCCACCAGAUCUCAGCCCCGGGCCACUAAGUCAGCUACAGGUUUAAAUGUUUGUUUGGAGGCGUGGCUACUGAACACAAAAUGAAUAACUCAACAAACUCAUCUAAUAAUGGCUUGGCUAUUAGCAGUCCUUACAAGACAUUUGAAGUGGUAUUUAUUGUCCUUGUGGCUGGAUCCCUCAGUCUGGUGACCAUCAUUGGAAACAUCCUUGUCAUGGUUUCCAUUAAAGUCAACCGCCACCUUCAGACAGUCAACAAUUACUUCUUGUUCAGCCUUGCCUGUGCUGACCUCAUCAUAGGUGUUUUCUCCAUGAACUUGUAUACCCUCUACACUGUGAUUGGUUACUGGCCUUUGGGACCUGUAGUAUGUGACCUGUGGCUAGCCUUGGACUAUGUAGUCAGCAAUGCCUCUGUUAUGAAUUUGCUCAUCAUCAGCUUUGACAGGUACUUCUGUGUCACAAAACCCCUGACCUACCCAGUUAAGCGGACCACAAAAAUGGCGGGCAUGAUGAUUGCAGCUGCCUGGGUCCUUUCCUUCAUCCUCUGGGCUCCAGCCAUUCUCUUCUGGCAGUUCAUUGUAGGGGUGAGAACUGUAAAGGAGGGGGAGUGCUACAUUCAGUUCUUUUCCAAUGCUGCUGUCACCUUUGGCACUGCCAUUGCAGCCUUCUAUCUGCCGGUCAUCAUCAUGACUGUGUUGUAUUGGCACAUAUCCCGGGCAAGUAAGAGUAGGAUAAAGAAGGAAAAGAAGGAACCGGUGGCCCACCAAGAUCCAGUAUCUCCAAGUCUAGUGCAGGGAAGAAUUGUAAAGCCAAACAACAACAACACUUCAGGUGGUGAUGGUGGCCUGGAGCACAACAAAAUCCAGAACGGCAAGGCUCCCCGGGAUGGCGUGACUGAAAACUGUGUUCAGGGGGAAGAGAAGGAGAGCUCGAAUGACUCCACCUCAGUCAGUGCUGUCGCCUCCAAUAUGAGAGAUGAUGAAAUAACCCAGGAUGAAAACACAGUUUCUACUUCCCUGGGCCAUUCUAAAGAUGACAACUCUAAGCAAACAUGCAUCAAAAUUGUCACCAAGACCCAAAAAGGUGACUCAUGCACCCCAACGAGUACCACAGUAGAACUAGUUGGGUCAUCGGGUCAAAAUGGGGAUGAAAAGCAGAACAUUGUAGCACGCAAGAUUGUGAAGAUGACCAAGCAGCCUGCCAAAAAGAAGCCUCCGCCAUCCCGGGAAAAGAAGGUGACCAGGACAAUCUUGGCUAUCCUGCUGGCUUUCAUCAUCACCUGGGCACCGUACAAUGUCAUGGUGCUCAUCAAUACCUUCUGUGCACCCUGCAUCCCCAAUACAGUGUGGACAAUCGGCUACUGGCUCUGUUACAUCAAUAGCACCAUCAACCCUGCCUGCUACGCACUUUGCAAUGCCACCUUCAAAAAGACUUUUAAACACCUCCUUAUGUGUCACUACAAGAAUAUAGGCGCUACAAGGUAAAAGACCUCUACAAAAGAAGAAAAGUGGUCGAGUAGGGCUUGGGAAGAAGAACAGAGACAAGACAGCUGUCUGUUUAUAGUGCUCUGCCAUUGCACUUUCCAGUCUUGCUACAAAUGUGCAGUUAAGGAGCUCUAGAAUAACAUUCUUACCAUGCCCAUGCUCCAGUUUGAAAACUAAAUACAGGGCUCUUACCUUAUAGAUGUUGUCCAGAUAGGAGUCAAUGAAAGAGACGGGAUGAAAUUGUGGAUCUAGGAAACAAUCUGUGCUGUCUCCUACUCUCUUGAAGAAGGGCUUCGAAUCUGCAAGUUCAUGUCUCUGCACAAGAAGAGAAACCUUGUUUGUUGUUUUUUCUGUUGUCCCAUGUGUCUACAUGAGGAAGAAAUGCUACAUUGUAUGCUAACACAGAGACCUAACCAUAAAGAAGCAGACCUAACACUGAGUCAUAUAAAGAAGGAAAAUCAGAUAGAAGGCAGAGAUGAUCUGCAGAGUACUGAGCGUCUUCUAGGCUAUGCUGUGCUCUUUGAAGGAUUUCAGUGUAAUCACUGUUUUUUCUUCUCUCUUCUUCUUUCCCAACAUGAAAAGCAAGAAAGCAAAAUAACAAAAACCACCCAACUAGGCCAUACUAUUUUUUCUACUAUUUUUGUAGUUUCUGGUUUUAUAUUGUGUGUGGAUAGUACCUGUAGGACUUCUCGUAAAUCUGGCCAGAGACAACUACACAAAGAAAUGGUCACUUGGCCUCUUCCCACUGUGUCGUUGCAUUUUUGAGGGUGUAGAAACCUUUAAGGAUUUCACUCACUUGGGUUCCUUUGUAUGGAAUAUUUUCACCCAUCUGAUUUUCUUCAGAACUCACCCUUUUUAACAGACUAGUCUGCCUAAGACACAAAUAUACUUGGGAAACCAAAGUCAUUUAAAAUUGAAUUUUAAUCACUUUAGGAAAUGGUCACUCAAGUUGGGGAAGGUUCACCGAGGCCAGAUGAAGUUUGAGAUGAGAAGACAGAGUGUCAGAAGGGCAUAUGUUUGAACCCAAACCUACCUGACCCAUGUACCUGACCAUUUUAAAGUGUACAAUGUAAAUUCCUGACUUUGUCAGCAGGAAGGCAAUGCUGCUUCGCUCAUUUGGAAUCUUAAACAAGAUUAGUUUACUGUGUUAGUCCCAAGAGAAAAGACCUUAUAUGCCAUGUCUAUUAGCAGAUGAUUUUCAAAUUAUACUCAAAUGAUGUUUUCUAUAAUCACACUAAGACACAGGGGUGGAGAAAAGGGUCAUGCAAAAACAUUUACUAAUAUUAAAUGUUCCAUGCUCUUCAAAUUGUCUUCAAAUCUGUGUAAGAUUAUAUUACUUAAAAAUUCUGUAAUCAGGAGAGCUAUAUUAAUCUUUGUACCAUAAAUAUAGAGGAUAACCAAACAGAGGCAAAAUAUGCCCAUAGAACCUGAUGAGAGAGUUUAUGUGUUUUUUGUCAUGCCAUUAUUUUUCAGUCUAAUCUGACCAUAGAUAGCUAUCACAGAAAUGAUUACUGAAUGAUAGUAUUAAACAGACCAUGUCUGUGUAGGAAAUCCAUCCUUGAUAGACUAAAUAAAUACAGAAUUAUAUCAAUCCACAUUUAAGUAGUUAUUUUGUCUUCAUGUAUUUUCUCCCAUUAUAUGUUAUUGUCUUCCAAUCAGAUUUUCUAAGUGUAAGCCUAAUGGAUAGAAAUCAAAGUUAUAAAUUUCUUUUUCCAAAGUUCAUCUUUUCACUGAUGAGCUUUGAUUCCAUUGCUAUCCAUCCCAGGAAGGUUACAUGGCGAAUUGAUCAGUAUAAAUUCCUAACACUUAUUAGGGUUAUUCUGGCUGGCUGUACAUCAGUAGCAUCUCACCAAGUGGGAGACAAGGGGUAUGACAACAGCAACAAAGCUAUUGUAAAUUAAUAAGAAGCAAUUUGCUAAUGAUAUAUGUAUUUAUCCUUUAUGAACAUAACUUCUUAUUUGAGUUAUAUCAGUUGUUUUUACCUCAAAAAACUCCUAUGUAUAAAAUAUAACAUUGGUUCAAGCACAUUAGUGUAUAAUAAGUUGAUGUAGUUCCUUUAGUUCAGAAUUACUAAAAUGCAAAUUUUGAAAUUUAAGAUUACAUUUUUUAUGUUGUUUCUUCAACUAGUUGAGUGGAGAGAACUUCAUUCCAAUGGGCUUCUUGGUUUCCUAUAAGAAAAAUGAUCUAUUGGCCGACUUUCAUUUUUAAUGUGUUGUGUACUGUUGUGAUGCAGACAUGGCUUCCAUUGGAACCAUCAAUUUGGAGGCCAGGAUUCAGUAUUUAUCACUGUUUGCUUUAAGCCCAAUCCACAAUGAGCCAAUCUUUGUCUUGCUCUGUAUCUCUAUUGUAUCUUUCCCUUGAUUCCUUCUGUGCCUGAUAAUUUGCCACAGCUGCCACAACUUUAUUAAAAGAGAAAACUGUCAAGUUCAAGAAAAGUGUGGAGACAGACCACCAUACCAUGGAAAUGUUCUCUACCUGAAUCAGAAGUUAAUGGAAGGACAUUGACAUGAUUGGAGCGAGGCUGUCUUCAAAGAUCUGUUUCCACUGUUGCUGGCUUUGCUUUUUUUAUGACUCUAAAGCAGAGGCAAUUUUUAUCCCAUGGACAUUUAGUGAUAUGCAGAGCCAUUUUGAUUGUCACAAUUGGGAAUAGGCAUUUGUAUGUAAUGAGAAGGGGCUUUGAAUGCUGCUGCACAGGUUACAAUCCACAAGAUGGACUUCCUCACCCCCUCCCAGAGAAAAUGAUUUGGCUCAAAAUGGCAAUGGUACCAGGACCGAGAAAUACUGGCUUCUAUUAAGGGAUUUCUGGAGCUUUUCCAUCAUUUAAAAAAAAAAGGAUGGAAUAAAGCAACAUGUACUCAUCAGCUAUCAAAAACACUCCCCCAGUAACUGUGGGAUUUGAAAUUCACAGACAUAAGCACAGACCACACCUACAUUGUAAGACCAGCAGCUCUCACACACCUGGAACACUGUGGCAUCUUAAUGUCUGUUAUAGCACCACAGACGCUAGUUGAGAGGCUGCAGUAUUGUCUUGAACAUAGCUGCUUCUAGUCUGAUCAGAUUCUACUGGAAACAUCUUUUUUUUCAAACUAAUGAAGAGUCUUUUAAAGAAACAAUAUGACUCAUCUUCGCUUUCACUGGAAAUGUCAGUAGCUGUCAGCCUUUUUUUUCUGUUCUCCUCCUGGCGAUAAUGUAAAUAUCCCAGAUUGGUAUUAUAACAGAAAUGACUGAGAGUAUGAAAAGUGUCAGUUCAUGUCUUGAGAAUAGAACUGAUUGCCUCUUGACCAAUUCAUCAUUCGCUUGAUGACAGAUCCCAAGUGCUAAGGCAAGGUCACCAAUAUAGUAAUCUACAGAGAAUAAGACAAACCAUCUGGCUUGAUGUAUGGAAUCUAGAAUCCCACAUCCUUCUGCUGUUGGCCCACUCACUGCUUUUUGAUCCUGAAGAGAUGGCAUGAGGGGAGACUGGAUUUAAAAUUGAUACCAACAGUUAUUCAGCAAUGCAGUCAGCUUUUAUUUUCUCCUAUUUAGUUCAUCAACAGUUGCUCCCCUCCUCAAUUUGAUAAGAUCUCUAUCAACAACCGUAACACUGGUGUUGCAAAUAGAUUAGCAAGGCACCGCAGCUGGAUAAACUUGUGCAACAUGUAUUCUCAGCAUGUACAUACAAUGCCAUGCCUCUCCAAUAGGCUUCUCUUAAAAGGGUGCACGCUGUAGCAUGAACUCUGUGUAUAUUUAAUAUAUCUUCCCGUAAUAUGCUGUAUGCUUCAUAUAUACAUAUAUAUUCUAUAAAUAAAAUAAAAUGUAUAAUAGAAAUACA